Molecule: messenger RNA, 667 nt
Organism: Metschnikowia bicuspidata var. bicuspidata NRRL YB-4993
Lineage: Eukaryota; Fungi; Ascomycota; Pichiomycetes; Serinales; Metschnikowiaceae
Source: RefSeq, a predicted model, not a curated record
AUCCACCUUAGAGCUGCAUUCCCAAACAGCUCGACUCUGGUGGUCAAAAUAGAGCAAGCAAAACUUUUGGGGUCAUAACCCUCCAUGGUGCCAUUCUCUAGUGGGCUUCAGAAUGGUAGGGCUAUCUGAGACCACCCAAAUUCCAAUUCCUGACGAUUUCACACAGGCCAUAUCUAAAGCCAUUUCUGCUGGAUUUCAUCCGUUUGUUGAUACGCAUGAUUACAGCAGGCAGUAAUACAAGGUGGAGCAAGAUCAAACUACAGCUUUCUAGCAUCAUUUACAGCUCUCGGCCUCUGACUAGACCUAUCGCACAAUCUAUGCCUAAGAGUCUAGCAGUCCGGGCGUCACGAAACAGAAGAAAAACAAGAAAAGCCGGAAGAGCCAGAAAAUCAAGAAGAGCCAGAAAAACAAGAAAAACAAGAAAAGCCAGAAGAGCCAGGAUAACAAGAAGAGCCAGAAAAGCCAGAAAAGCCAGAAAAGCCAGAAAAGCCAGAAAAGCCAGAAAAGCCAGAAAAGCCAGAAAAUUCAAAAACCCCAGAAAUUCAGAAAAGCCAGAAAAGCAAGAAAAUCAAGAAAAGCAAGAAAAAUAAGAAAAGCCAGCCGGGAAUCACGACACCUGCCAGAGACAGACCAGCCCAUAACGACGCCCAACAUACCUCCAGGCCCG